AUCGGAUUUGAUGGCCAUAUAAGGAAGACAUAGAAAUGGAUAUUUCAAAACACAAUAUUGUGUGACAGUCAUAGAAUACAUCCAAGUCAGUUUGCGAUGCUCAAAUAGUGAAACAUUAUACUUAAAACGAUGAACUUAUGUUAAAGAUUAUUAAUUAUUUAUGUAUCGAUAAAAACAACUUUAUUGAUUCAUGUCCAACUACAGUAAUCGUUCCAUCAUAUAAUAUUCUUUAGAACGACAGAUAUGAUUUCUUUCGGUGUAAAGAGUUUCCUGUUGAUUGUGGUGUCUCAAAUGGCAACGGCUAUAGUUUACAACAAAAGCCAUGAUAUAAGACUCCAUGAUGAUUUGUUGCGGUAUUAUUUGCCAACAUCUCGGCCGGGUUUGGAUAUUGAUGCGAUAGCUAAUAUCACAAUGGAUAUUGCGAUUAACCAAAUUAGGCAACUGGAUGUCCGUAAUCGUGCCUUGCAUUCAUUUCUCUGGUUCCGGACAUUUUGGAAUGAUCCCCGUCUGCGAUGGGACCCAAACGAUUAUGGGAAUAUUGAGGAAAUGCGUUUUAAGAAAAAUGAAAUUUGGCUGCCUGAUAUUACGUUAUUCAACAAUGCAGGUGAUGACCCAUCAGACCUUGAACAUUUCAGUGAUUUAGACAUCACAGUGUGGCAUUCUGGGAAUGCAAGAUGGCUCGUACCUUCCGUGGCAGCUACAUCAUGCAAUGUUGAUAUUGCAUAUUACCCAUUUGACACGCAGUACUGUUAUAUAUUCCUAGGAUCAUGGAAUUAUGCAAUGGACCAGCUAGAUAUAUUCCCACUCAACGCCACUGGCGACAAAUCAAACUUCGUUCUUCACGGCGAAUGGGAACUAAUUGAUUUUCCUGUCUCGAGAAGGGUUAAAACAUACGCUUGCUGUCCUGAUUCAUUUUCGGAUCUUAGAUUUACGAUAGUGCUCAAACGCAAGCCUAUGUUCUAUAUUUACAACAUCAUUGUGCCCUGUGCCUUGUUAAUGACCAUUAGCAUCGUUGGGUUUCUCAUGCCCAUCGAAGCUGGAGCACGAGCACAUUUAUCCAUUAUGGUUCUGUUAUCAAUGAUCGUCCUGCAAUUGACUAUUUCUGAGAGUAUCCCGACACAAUCAGAUGUCAUCCCCAUGUUGAGCCAAUAUCUCGGCUUUAUCAUUUUUAUUAUGUGCUUGUCCGUGUGCCUUACCAUCGGGAGCCUCAACAUUCACUUUAAUGGCACACAUGGUAAACCCGUCCCUGAGUUUAUAAAGCGGAAUAUCAUUCAACGUCUCGGCAGAGUUCUGGGGGUUCGCCCAGUGAGCCACAUGCAGGGUAAUAUUACUAAGGAGAAAUAUGUUCAGAAAGUUUCCGAACAAGGGAUCAAUCUUGGGUUUAUCAAUGGUGCAGAGUCGCAGGCCACAACGAGAACGUCCAAUCGUUAUGGACACUCUGAUCCCACAAACGCUCACAAUAGUACAAGAGAUGAAACCUUGGAAGUCCUACAGUUUCUGAAAACUGAGAAACAGCGUAAUUUGGAUGCUGUUGCCAAGCAACAGAAUGGUCUGAAUUCUAAGAUGGAGUGGGCAAAGUGUGCAUUGGUUAUGGACAGAGUUGUAUUUCUCAUAACUCUUAUAUUCAGUUUGACUGUUUGUUUAGUGAUUUUCCUCUAUUAGUGAUUUUCCUUUAUUAGUGAUUUUCCUCUAUUAGUGAAUUCUGCAAUUUACUUAACAAAGCAUAAUGGUGAAUCUACAAUUUUUAUAAUUCAAUAUGAUAAAUGUAUUAUAUACGAGU
Owenia fusiformis is the source of this 1780-nucleotide messenger RNA. The record is from the annotation of a GenBank genome assembly. Lineage: Eukaryota; Metazoa; Annelida; Polychaeta; Sabellida; Oweniidae.